UAAUAAUCGUGUAAGGCUUUCCAAUUAUGGCAAUGUACGCGUGCAUUGUUCAGCCUCGUAUUCAUUUUCCUCUGAUUGGUUCCACAACCAUCCACGUAACAACCUUCACCCCGACACUUUCCCACUACAUCGGCCUUCUGCCUUAUCAUUCUUGUUAAACUCUCCGGUACGUCUUUUUUUUUCUCGAAGAGUACUGAGCCAACCACCGAAAAUGAUGGAAUUAAAUGCUGUGAACGGUCAUGUCGAAAACCAAACCAAACCGGAUGAAUUAUGAGCCCGACGCGGGUGAACGACAGCCCCGAUGCGGUUAAACUACGAACCCGAGACUUUUAUCUAUCGUCAAGUCUUCUGUGAGUGUUAUUACCAUCAGUCGAUGAAUAAUCGAUUCGUUAUUUACGAGGCGCAUGUGCAAAAUUGCAUCUUUUAUCCCUUGCUGCUUUCAGUCACAAGAAGUGGAAUAUAAAGCUGUCGCGAUGCUUCAUAAAAUCGAAGCCGUACCAAAAGGCCUUCUACUUCAGACAUGGCUACAGUGGAACGCCAAUACGACCUCAUCUUACUAGGCGCAACGGGCUAUACUGGCCAGCUGACUGCAGCCCAUAUCUUCAAAAACCUCCCGCACGACCUGAAAUGGGCGAUUGCCGGUCGCAACGCAGCAAAACUCCAGAAAUUAGCCACCUCACUACAAUCCACCAACACAAACCGCGCACCGCCCCUCGUCGAAGUCAUCGACUUCUCCAAUGACAGCGUCCAUACUUUGGUCGCCAAAACUCGCGUCCUCAUCACCACAGUAGGACCAUAUCACCUCCACGGCACCCCGAUCAUCGAAGCUUGCGCGCGAACUGGAACACACUAUAUCGACAGCACCGGGGAGACACCUUGGGUCUACGACGUCGCGCACAAAUAUCACGCACUCGCGCGCGAGAACGGCGCAAUUCUGAUCCCCCACUGCGCCGAAGAAUCCGCGCCGGCAGAUCUUGCGGCGUUCGUGCUUACCAGCGCCAUACGCGAGAAGACCGGCAGCGGGACCAAGAAGCUCGUACAUUCUGUGCAGAAAUUCGAUAAUGCGAUGAGCGGAGGUACACUGCGCAGUCUCAUCUCAGUCGCGGAGUCGUAUCCGUUCCAGCAUCUGAAGAAGAGUAUACAGCCGUAUGCAUUGUGUGUUGAUCGGCCCCCACGCGAGCCAUUCGCACCAAAGGGCUAUUCCUGGAAAGGCUCGGCGCAGAUAGAGGGGUUGGGGAGAUUGUCGGAUUCAGUCAUUGGGAUCCCGGAUACGAAUCUGGUGUAUCGCUCGUGGAGCUUGAUGGGUGAGGAUUACGGAGUCGACUUUCAGUACUGGACGGGCAUGAAGACAGCUAACCGGAUCACUGGAUUUCUCUGGCAUUGGAUCAUGGUGGUCAGCUUGCCCAUGCUGGUGAUCGCACCAUUGAGGUGGAUCAUGCUGAAAGUGGUCCCUUCACAAGGCGAAGGGCCAUCGGAGAAGUCUCAAGCAGCCAGCUCUACUAAGUGGAAAUCGAUAGCUUACAGCGAAAAGAACUCGGGCACCACAGCUGUUUGUCAUAUGUCGUUUGAUAGGGAUAUGUAUUCCUUGACUGCGAUCACGCUCGCUGAGGCGGCUAUGGUGCUGCUCCGCCCGGACCGCGAGAACUGGGCGCAGAAGAUUGGAGGUGGCGUUCUCACUCCCGCCACUCUUGGCCACCAGUACGUACAGCGAGUGAGAAACGCUGGGAUCAACAUAGAUGUCGAUAUCUAG
This is a messenger RNA of Periconia digitata, 1750 nucleotides long. The record is from the annotation of a GenBank genome assembly. Lineage: Eukaryota; Fungi; Ascomycota; Dothideomycetes; Pleosporales; Periconiaceae.